Jatropha curcas is the source of this 1942-nucleotide messenger RNA. RefSeq lists its product as uncharacterized. The record is from RefSeq and is a predicted model, not a curated record. Lineage: Eukaryota; Viridiplantae; Streptophyta; Magnoliopsida; Malpighiales; Euphorbiaceae.
AUACAAACUCUAUCAAAAACUUUCUGGAUUCUUCUCGUCUCCUGUUGGCCCAAAUUUCCCAUACCCACGCCCACGAAGCCUAAAAAAUCUCACCUUCGUUACUCUUCAAUACAUACCUCCAACACUUGACCUAUUUUCACACAUGCUCAGUCUCCUUUCCUAUUGAUACCCAGAACGAGAGAGGGUGAGAGAACUUUUGGUAUAUAAUUAUACAGGAAGAAUUGAAAACCUUGCGUCCAAUUUCUCUGUGACGACAUCGUUUUGUUUCAGAUUAUUCUUCGGUUCUGUACAAUGUCAGGGUCCGGUGGAGUUUCGAUUGCCCGAGCCCGUGGCGAGAGCCGAUUUUACGUUUCUCCGGCAAUGCGAAAGCAGCAGCAGCAACAACAGCAACAACUUCAACAGCAGCAACAGACGCAGCAGCAAAGACCGUCGAUUUCAAAGAAUUCUACUGCGGAGAUGGAGAAAAGAGCGGACUCCGACCAAUGUGGGUCGUUGUCUUCGUCGUCGUCGAUGUCAAAUUGUUCUGUUUCAGGACGGAUAGGAAGCGACGUUAAUUCCACGAAUUUAGAUCGGUUCUUGGAGUACACUGCUCCUGUGGUUCCUGCCCAAUAUUUCCCCAAGACAAGUAUUAGGGGAUGGAGAACACGUGAACCUGAAGCAGAGUUUCACCCUUACUUUGUGCUGGGGGAUCUGUGGGAAUCUUUUAAGGAGUGGAGUGCAUAUGGAGCAGGUGUUCCACUUGUAUUAAAUGGAAGCGAAACUGUUAUGCAGUACUAUGUUCCUUACUUGUCUGGCAUUCAGCUCUAUAUAGACCCAUCAAGACCCUCCCCUAGGCUUAGGAGGCCAGGGGAUGAAAGUGAUGCUGAUUCAUCCAGGGAAACGAGUAGUGAUGGUAGCAGUGACUAUGGAGCAGACAGAGUAGUUAACAAUGGUUUUCGGGGGCAUUUGACCCAGCAAAACAUUGCAGAUGCAAAUAUUCAGAGUUUGAAUAGACUCUCACUAAGAAAUAAACCCCUCAGAGGCUCAUCAAGUGAUGAAUGUGAGAUCUCCAACCCUCCAGGUCAGCUUAUUUUUGAAUACAUGGAGCAUGCUUCGCCAUUCACUCGUCAACCUUUGGCUGAUAAGAUUUCAGUCCUUGCAUCUCAGUUUCCAGGACUAAGAACAUAUAGGAGUUGUGACCUGUCGCCUUCAAGUUGGCUUUCUGUGGCUUGGUAUCCCAUAUAUAGGAUCCCCAUGGGUCCAACUCUACAGAAUCUGGAUGCCUGUUUUCUAACUUUUCAUUCUUUGUCACCACCAUUUCAGAGUCUGAACAAUGAUGGGAGUCUUAGGGAUAUUUCCUGUGCCGACUUGUCAUUCAAACUACGUUUGCCCAUACUUGGCCUUGCUUCCUACAAGUUCAAAGUUUCAUUUUGGUAUCCAAAUGGAGUUUAUGAAUGUCAGAAAGUCAAUUCCUUGUUGUGGGCUGCUGACAACUGGCUUAGGCGCUUGCAAGUAAAUCAUCCGGAUUAUACUUUCUUUGCCUCCCACAACUCAAACUGGAGAUAGUUGGAGUUUUGUCAGAGAGCUAUAUACACCUUAAAGGGGACAGAUGAACAUAGGCACCUUCGAGUCUGAAGUGAAGACGUAUUUUGCAACACGAGUAGUAUCGGCCAUUAUUUUACAAACUUUGUGGAGCAACAGUGUAAAAUUGAGAUCCCUAGCCUACAGGCCAUUAAUGGCUCUGAAAUCAUGUCGUCAUACUGAAAAGUCCAUGAAUUAUAGAAAAUGUUGGCUUUAAUAUGACUCAGUUACUGUACUCAGGGAUAUUUGAUGAAGCUUUGUGAUUGAUAGUCAUUAUGGUGUAUUGAUCCACCAGACUAUUUCUGUAGCCUUCGAACAUAUUUUAAUAAGGCUGGCCGAUGAUGAUGAACAAAAAUAUCAAUAUAUAUAAUGGGUUUUCGUA